Argentina anserina (silverweed cinquefoil) is the source of this 1053-nucleotide messenger RNA. RefSeq lists its product as uncharacterized. The coding region runs from base 1 to 1053 and encodes 350 amino acids. The record is from RefSeq and is a predicted model, not a curated record. Lineage: Eukaryota; Viridiplantae; Streptophyta; Magnoliopsida; Rosales; Rosaceae. The transcript has 6 exons.
AUGGAUUUAGAACCUCAAGCUAUAGAAAAACCUCCACUUAGACGUUCUCAAAGGACUAGAAAUCCUACAUAUGGUGCCAAUAGUCCAUUUCUGGUUUAUUUACAGGAACAAGAUGCUUUAGUAGAAGAUGAUGAUCUCUUGAGCUACAAGCGAGCUCAACAUAGCAGUGAUUUUAGUAAAUGGGAACAAGCCAUGCUGGAAGAGAUAAUUUUUAUGUCUAAGAACAAAGUGCGGGAUUUAGUUGAACAUGAAAGUUUUAUAGGCUGCAAGUGGGUGUUUAAGACUAAAAGGGAUGCUAAUGACUAUUUUAGAAUAAUGGCUCUUGUAGCUCAUUAUAAUAUGGAAUUACAUCAAAUGGAUUUAAACACUGCAUUUUUAAAUGGAGAAUUAGAUGAGACUAUCUAUAUGAAGCAGCCUGAAGCUAGUAGCAGUGUUCAAUUAUUGAAAGAGACUAAGUCUAGUCUGUCGAGUAAUUUUGACAUGAAAGAUUUAGGUGAAGCUUCCUUCGUUUUAGAAAUUGAAAUUAAGAGAGAUAGGAAAUUAGGAGUUUUAGGUCAUUCUCAGCACAAUUACAUUAAGAAGGUGUUGAAGAGAUUUAACAUGGAGACAUGUGCUCCAUGUGAUGCUCCUAUGAGCAAAGGAGACAAAUUGUCUAAAAUUUCUAAAAAUGGGGGGAAGAUGACAUCAAUGGAUAGCAAACCUUAUGCCAAUCCUAUAGGUAGCCUUAGCCCUUAUUUGGAAUUUUGUCCAGGUUUUAGUCUAAACCAACGCAAGAGCAUUGGGUUGCAGGGAAUUUUCCAAAUCCUAAGAAAUCCACUUCAAGUUAUGUUUUUAUGCUUGCUAAUUGAGCUAAUAGCAUGGAAAACCAUGAAACAAAGCUUGAUUAUUACUUCUACUUUGCAGAAUGCAUUUAAGGUUAGCUGCAGUAAAUACAACAAGAGAUCUAAUAAUUCUAAACAUAUAGCUUUAAAAUAUUAUAGUGUGAAACAAUUAAUUAAGAAGAAGCAAGUUGAGGUGCUUGAUAUAGAUACAGAUAUAUAUGCAGUUGGCUGA